This is a messenger RNA of Colletotrichum destructivum, 954 nucleotides long. RefSeq lists its product as uncharacterized. The transcript has 2 exons. The coding region runs from base 1 to 954 and encodes 317 amino acids. Lineage: Eukaryota; Fungi; Ascomycota; Sordariomycetes; Glomerellales; Glomerellaceae. The record is from RefSeq and is a predicted model, not a curated record.
AUGGAUCUCCUCGACGAGCUCGAAUCCAUGGCACGGUUCGCCGCCACACAGCCAGAGGACACCGAGCCGAACUCUGACGACGUCAAGAGGUGGCAGUCUCUCUUGGGCUACACCUACUUCGAAGCCGCGCAGAAGAUAAAGGAGCACCGGUCCAACUUUGCGCGCAGGCAGGUGUCCGAACAUCACUGGGAGAUGGUCCGCGCAGACAAGGAGGCCCAAGGGCACGACAAGGAGUCGUAUGCAUAUUCUUGCACCCUCUCCCCGAUCAAGUCACCAGUGGCUGCCGCCUUGCAGACCAAAAAUAAGGCCAGGCCCGCGACCUACCUCCUCAAGCUAGAAGGCCCCUUCUCCGACCCCGAGAUUGUGAAGCGGGCCGGAGGCGCCUUCGCCUUACCCCCCUCCCGGCUCAUCGGCAUUGACGACACCGGCGCCGCGGUCUCCUUCUGCAAGGUUGACGAGGCGACCAAGAAGUCUCUCCUCGCCCAACUCUCCCGGAUCGGGUCAGUUUUCCAGCCCACCUUCGUCCGCUACUCCCAAGCCGACAAGGACCUCUCCGCCGCCUCUGUCCACCCCACUCUCGGAUCCGGCGCGACCCUGCCCCACAACCGGCUGAGCUCCGAGUCCGAUCAACGACUGCUUCCGGCUCAGGACCACUACCCCGUCUGCUGUCUCGGUGUCGAGCCGGUCUACCGACCCACCAAGACUCGAGGCGGCGUCUUGGCCACCUGGGGCGGGAAGUACAGGGCCUUGGUUGACGCGCCGGCCUCCGGGACGGCCUCCGGGACGGCCUCCGUGGAGGGCCAUGCCUUUCUUGUCGCCGACAAGGACCAGGAGGAUGCGCUCCGGUACUACGAGACAGACAACUACGAAGUCGUCCGGUGCGUGAUCGAUAUGGGCGAGGGCGAGGAGGUCAGGGGGCUCACGUUCCGGUUCAUCGGGGAGGCGGAUGCCUGA